CCUCUGUGUGUUUGGUAUGGCAGCGCGAGACAGAGAGGGAGAGGGUGUUUGUUUGUGUGUUUAGGCGCGUUUGCGCGUGUUUACACGGUAAAUAUGGUUCAGUUUAAUUCGGAUUUAAGGAGGUCUCGGGAUUCGGCGCGUUCCCGUUAGUAGCGCUGGAGGCGGAUUGCGGUAUGACUGCCCUGCCAUCGCUCUUCUGACCCCAGUUCCCUGACUCCUCCUCUGUCCUUUACCCGACGAUGAGCAUUCGUGUGCGCGGUGGCCAUGGAGACAUGCCCGGCCGCUUUAACGAGGAUGCCCCCCGCCCCCCCGUCCCAGGAGAGGAAGACAGCUACAUUUCCUCCGUCCACCCUCCGUACCUCCCCCGACCGGGCGGUCCGUCAGCCACCCCGCGACGUUCUGACCUGGACUUGGGCUUUGAGCCUGAGGGCUGCGCCUCACCUGCGCCGCCUCACCUGCGCUGGGCAGAGUCCCUGCACUUCCUGCUGGAUGACCGGGAUGGCACAGCGCUGUUCCGGGCCUUCCUGUUGCAGGAGGGAUGCUCCGACCUGCUGGACUUCUGGUUCGCCUGCAGUGGCUUCCGCAAACUCCCACCGACUGGCGGGCAGGACGGGCGAAGGCUGAGGCUCGCCAAAGCCAUCUACAGGAAGUACAUAGCUGAUAGCGGUGGCGGUGUCGUUGCGAGAAAGAUCAAGCCAGCGACGAAGAGCUUCAUCCGGGAGUGCGUGUGUCGGGCCCAGCUGGACUCGGCACUGUUUGAGCAGGCUCAAGUGGAUGUUCAGACACUGAUGGAGGAGCACACCUACCCACUCUUCCUCAAGUCAGACGUUUACCUGGCCUUCGCCCAGCGCUCUGGUGCCGAUGACAAUAGCCCCAGGCUCUCCACUUCGCCUGGCAACCAGGAAACCUCAUUACCAGGAUACCUGCCCACGCUGAUGGAGGAUAAGGAGUGGACGGAAAGAACUGAGCCAGGCCACGCCCACUCUGGCAGGCUCACUCAGAAGCUGCUGAUUGAGACUGCCGCCCAACGCAACACAGCCAAUCAGAAGAGGCCUGACCACUGGGAGGCCAAGUUUGGAGUGAGGGAGUUAGUAAACCCGUACUACAUAAACAGCGGUUUCGCUCGUGCUCCAGUAGCCAGCGCCAAUGACUCUGAGCUUCAGAGUCUGUCUAGUGAUGCAGAUACCAUCUCACUGACUGACAGCAGCGUUGAUGGUAUUCCUCCGUAUCGUUUUCGUAAACAGCAACGCAGAAACAUGCAGGAAAAUGUUAAAGCCAACGGACAUGUACCCCUACCUCACAUACCGCGGACACACCGUUUGCCAAAGGAUGUCCAUGUAGAGCCUCAGAAGUUUGCAGCAGAGCUGAUCAGCCGGCUGGAGCUGAUCCAAAGAGAGAGAGAGAACCAGAGAAAACUUGAGGAGAAACUACAAAGAGUCCGCAUGGAAGAAGAGUGUGAAGAUGCUGAUGUUUCCACAGUGACCUCAUUGCCAGGUCCCUGUCUCCGUUUCCAUGGCAGUGGCGUGGGUCAGUGGAAUGACGACGCUCAGGCCAUUCUGGAUGAGCACCUGCAGAGGGUCAUGAAGAGUCCUGGCUGUCAGUCACCCAAAACACCCUCUCACGCACAUGCAGACUCUCAUCGGUACGGAAACGGGGGGCGUUGCUAUAGCGACGGCAUGAACCUCACAGCGGGGACUAGUCAGAGCGAUGCGUUGGGUUAUAGCAGUAGGGUUAACUCCUUAUCUCGGCGCAGUCUGAGAGGGAAUAGUGAUGGUGGGCGUGGCAUGGAUGGGCGUGGCCUGGAGGUACCAGAGGAGGCAGAACAGAAACAGAAACAGAUUCUACAGUGGAUGAUGGAGGGAGAGAGAGAUAGUGGGCGCUACAGGAAGAGCUCGUCCUCUGUUCGUCCAGGCUGGGUCAGUGGAAGUGACCGUUAUGAUGCGGUCCCCAGCACCAGCCAAUCAGAAGAGGGGAGGCGGAGAUCUGCACCACAACACAGCAAACAGAGGUUAAAGUCCAGCUGCAGUAGGAAGCCAGUUUGUGAGAACAUCACUGUGGCGUACUAUUUCUGUGGAGAGCCGAUACCGUACAGGACGUCCAUUAAAGGCAGGGUCGUCACCCUCGGACAGUUCAAGGAGCUUCUGACCAAGAAGGGGUCUUACAGAUUUUACUUUAAGAAGGUCAGUGACGAGUUCGACUGUGGCGUGGUGUACGAGGAGGUUCACGAGGACGACGCCGUGUUGCCCAUAUUUGAGGAUCGGAUCAUCGGGAAAGUGGAGAAAAUCGACUGAAUGGAGACGGACCGCCUUAACGGACUGAAAAACUACAUCCCGUAUACCACAAACAUGAAUGUGACCCAGUGUCCACUACAGAAACUGACCAAAUGCGUGUACACUCUCAAAAACAAUGUGUUAAUUAACAACACUCAUUUAACACAUUUUACAUCAGGCUAAAAAAACACUAUAAAUUCCACACACAGUGUGACACAGUGUGUUAAAUACAGCAGUACACACUGGUUGGAUUAAAAGUAACACACUGUGUAAAUACAAUAAUACAUACUGGUCUUGCUAAAUACAGUUAUACACACCAGUUGUGUUAAAAGAAGCACGGUGUUAAGAAUGAUAGUACAUGCCGGUUGUGUUAAAAGUAACACACUGCGUUAAGCACAUUAAUACAUAGUGGUUGUAUUAAGGGCAACACACUGUGUCAAGUUUGUUAAUACAUUGCAGUUGUGUUAAAAGUAACUCACUGUGUCGAUAAAAUAAUACAUACUGGUAGUGCUAAAUACGAUUAUACACACUGGUGGUGUCAAAGUAGGACAGCGUUAAGUAUGAUAAAACAUAACGCAGUGUGUCGCUUUUAACCCAACUGUUAUGUACAAUAAUACAUACCGGUAGUGUUAAAAGUAACACACUGCAUUAAAUACGCUAAACCAUGAUGAUUGUAUUAAAAGUAACACACUGUGUUGAGUAUGCUAAUACAUAAUGGAUGUGUUAAAGGAAACACUGCGUUAAAUAUGCUAAUACGUACCAGUUGUCUUAAUGUAAUGCACUGUGUUGCAUCUGAUAAUACAUACUGGUUGUGUUAAAAGGAAGCACUGCAUUAAAUAUGCUAAUACGUACAAGUCACGGUAAAGUAACACACAGUGUUGAAUCUGAUAAUACAUACCGGUCGUGUUAAAGUAACACAUUGUGUUGCAUCUAAUAAUACAUACUGGUUGUGUUAAAAGCAACUCACUGCAUUAUGUACAAUAAUACAUACCGGUUGUGUUAAAGGAAGCACUGCGUUAAAUGUGCUAAUACAUACCGGUUGUGUUAAAGUAACAGAGUGUUGAAUGGGUUGUGUUAAAAUUUGUGUUGUUUUUAAGCCAUUUGUUUUGAGAGUGUGUAUGUGUGCUUUUCGGAGAUCUCGGCUCAUUUAAAAAGGUCUUUGAUUUUAAAGGGUCUAAUUCACACUUUUUGAAGUUUUAAGAGAUUAUUUUCCCCUCAUGUUUUUGUCUCUCAGCAUCUAGUAGCAUUCAUCAACACUCGAAGCGUUUGUUUACUAAAUCUCCAUAUUUUUGAUACUGCACUGCUGCAAAGCCAGUGCAUUUUUUACAGUGUGUAAAGGUGCUGCUAUGUACAGGCUGUUUCAGUGUGAUAACUCUUUUUAGGUAAUAUAACGCUAAGACUUUUAUUUUGAAACUGAAAUGACAAGGUG
Messenger RNA from Colossoma macropomum (tambaqui), 3699 nucleotides. RefSeq names its product axin-1-like. NCBI's taxonomy places the organism in Eukaryota, Metazoa, Chordata, Actinopteri, Characiformes, Serrasalmidae. The transcript has 11 exons. The record is from RefSeq and is a predicted model, not a curated record. Gene Ontology annotation, biological process: negative regulation of canonical Wnt signaling pathway. The coding region runs from base 240 to 2291 and encodes 683 amino acids.